This is a messenger RNA of Phasianus colchicus (ring-necked pheasant), 3329 nucleotides long. RefSeq names its product ring finger protein 214 (gene RNF214). Lineage: Eukaryota; Metazoa; Chordata; Aves; Galliformes; Phasianidae. Gene Ontology annotation, molecular function: ubiquitin-protein transferase activity. The record is from RefSeq and is a predicted model, not a curated record.
GGCCGCGUCGCGGCUAUGGCGGCGGGUGACCUGUUUGUUUCGCACAGCCUCUCCGCCCCGGAGAGCCCCGGCGAGGCGGCGCCUGGUGGAGAGGCGGAGCCCGCGGCCCUCCCCGGUGAGGCGGCGGGAGGCGAGGGGGAGCGCGGGCCGGGCGGCGGCGCGGAGGCCGCGGGGCAGAGCGAGGGGAAGGCGGAGGAGAACGAGGCGGAGGAGGCGGCCGUGAAGCCCUCGCAGAACAUCGCGGUGCAGACUGACUUCAAAACGGCCGACACGGAUGCGAACACAGAUCAGGACAUUGAGAAGAACCUGGACAAAAUGAUGUCUGAGAGGGCUUUGCUAAAGGAACGGUACCAAGAGGUGUUGGACAAACAGCGGCAAGUGGAGAACCAGCUGCAGGUGCAGCUCAAACAGCUCCAGCAGCGGAGGGAAGAAGAGAUGAAGAACCACCAGGAGAUUCUGAAAGCAAUUCAGGCAGUUACGAUCAAGCGGGAAGAGACAAAGAAGAAGAUGGAGAAAGAGAAGAAGGAAUUCCUGCAGAAAGAGCAGGAUCUGAAAGCAGAAAUUGAGAAACUCUGUGAGAAAGGCAGAAGGUUGCUGAAGGAGCAGGAGGAGAAGGAAAACAAGAUUGCUUCUCUGAUUGCAGAGCAGUCUGAUGAAAAGCAGCUAUGGGAGAUGGAGCUAGAUAAGCUGAAGAACCAACACAAUGAGAUCAACAGGAACAUCCUCGAGGAGACAGAACGGGCCUGGAAAGCAGAGAUCCUGUCCCUGGAGAGCCGAAAGGAGCUGCUGGUGUUGAAACUAGAAGAAGCAGAAAAAGAAGCAGAGCUGCACCUCACCUACCUCAAGUCUGCACCACCAACACUGGAGACCAUGAGGCCAAAGCAGGAGUGGGAGAUGAGGCUGAACAGGAUACGAAUGACUAAGGAAAGUGUCCGAGAUCAGUUCAAUGACCACAUUCAGAUGGUGAGAAAUGGAACGAAGCUGAGCAGCCUCCCACAGAUCCCAACCCCAACACUGCCACCUCCACCCUCAGAAACAGAUUUCAUGCUGACGGCAUUCCAGCCCAACCCAUCCCUUACUCCCAGGCUCCCAUUUCCCAUAGGACCGGUUCCUGUUCCCAUGGUCAUGCCAAGUGCUGAUCCUCGGGCACUCUCUUUUCCUCUCCUGAACCCUGCAAUCUCCAGACCCAACCAGCCUUCCCCACCGCUGCCUGCAUCCCAAGGAAGAAACAGCCCCGUCGUGGCAUCGCUUAUUGGCACACACAGUCCUCACAUGACUCCUGCAGCCUCCAUCCCUCCUCCACCAGGCCUGGGAGGAGUUAAGGUUACUCCGGAGUUUCACAGGCCACAGCCAGCAGAUAAGCUGGAGAAGCUGCUGGAGAAGUUGUUGACUCGAUUUCCCCAGUGCAACAAGGCCCAGCUCACCAACAUCCUGCAGCAGAUCAAGACUGCUCGGAGGACAAUGGCGGGUCUGACUAUGGAGGAGCUGAACCAGCUGGUGGCAGCCAAGCUUGCGGAGCAGCAGGAGCGGGCAGCAGCUGGGGCUCAGCCUCUCAGUCGAAUCAGGGCACCCAUGUUUUCUGCUCCACUGCCUCAGAUCAGCACGCCAAUGUUCCUGCCCCCAGCCCAGGUAGCUUACCCUGGAACAGCAUCACAUACCCCAGCUGCCUGUAAGCUAUGUCUCAUGUGCCAGAAGCUUGUACAGCCCGGCGACCUUCAUCCCAUGGCCUGCUCACAUGUGCUGCACAAGGAGGUAAGUCCUUCCUUGCUACGUACAUCUUCUGUGUUUCUUAAUUAUGGUUCCCAGUACAGAUUCCUUUCCUGGGUCCCUGGCCGUAUGUAAUGAGUUCCUGUUGUAUGGAGACUUUGCCAGGAGAAAGGUAUGAUCAAUCAAUUGACUUCUCUGUGUCCUGUCACUUCCCACUGCUCUUAUCUGAGCCAUCCUGAAUGGCCGUUUGGUGGUGGCUUUAAGAACAAGGCUAUCCUUAUUCGGCCUUGGAGCUUGUGCUCAUUUUUAGGAGGGUUAAAUCUUGGCCUUUUGCAUUCCUGGAGGAGGAGAGUCUGGGAGGUUAUAGAACACAGGGUGAUGGAGAAAGCUUGCACUCUCACCUCAUUGCUGGUGCACUGCAGGCCUGUGUACAGGAGCUCGGUUGAAAAGGGCUCCCCUGUCCCAGUGACCGUUUGACUGAGCUGUUCCUAAGGAGCAAAUAAGCCAUCCCAUAAAACGGAUGCCCUUUGCCAUCACUUCUGGAAAAGUAACGCCACGCUACGUUCACAGCACUUUUGAGUUGUGCCAGUGGCUCUUGACUAAUUCUCUUUCUUCCAGUGCAUCAAAUUCUGGGCACAAACCAACACAAAUGACACUUGCCCCUUUUGUCCAAGUCUCAAAUGACGGCUACUCGAACAAAGUGGUCCCACGGGAAGAGUUGCUGUGAAUAGACAGGAUCAGUUCUAAGAUUUCUACAGUUCUAUAUUUAUACGACCAUGUAUACACAUGUACAUUUUUAUUAUAUAGGUAAUGUGUGUAUAGAAAGUCUGUAUACAUACAAAUUCAUAAAUAAAGUGUGUAUAUUAUGCAGUGAUUUGGUGCUGCUCCUUAUUAGUUUGUAGCCUUGCUGGCUUCCUUUCCAACGUGUGUUAAAGCAUAACCUGCCUGCUGGGACUCUGUUCCCCUCGAUGGGAUGUCUCGCAUGCCCAUGCCCCAGCAAUCCCCUGCCAUGCCACAUCCAUCUGCUGCUCCUUGUGCAUGCUCUGAGUAGUUCCCCUCCUAGCAAUGAACAGAUUGCAGAUGAAAAGCUUUUUGUUUUUUUUUUCUUUAAUGUAAUAAUUUACUGUGUUAACAUUCAUUGUUCUUACACAGACAAUAGGUUACAGAGUACCGGAGUCUAUAGCGACAGCCUGCCGUAGCCAUCCCCAUCCCUCCUCCCUCUGGGCAGAGUUCUGUGCACACUUUCUCCUGGUGUUUCCUGUUGUAGUUUUGGGUCCUGGGGAGGGAGCACUGGGGAACGAACAAAUUUGGCUGCACUGCAGCUCAGGAUAACCAACCAGUUGCAGUUCCUCAUAUCCCCUCUCCUGUACUUUCUCCUAAAGCCCGGGCUGAUGCACCAACCCUUUCUCCGUGGAUUUCAAUCAGAUUAGAAGGUGCUCAGCACCACUUAAAAUCUUGUACUUAUUCUGUAGGUUUUUUUUUUUUUUUUUUUGCAGUCUGUGGCACAAAUUCAGCACUGCUAGAAGCACCUUUGCGUUGGGGUUGGUCAGUGCAAGUGCUGCCAGGGUACAAUGUGCCUGAAUUUGGCCACAGUCUGAAUCCUUCUACACGCACACACACGC